This is a messenger RNA of Coprinopsis cinerea okayama7#130, 3112 nucleotides long. RefSeq lists its product as hypothetical. NCBI's taxonomy places the organism in Eukaryota, Fungi, Basidiomycota, Agaricomycetes, Agaricales, Psathyrellaceae. The transcript has 5 exons. The record is from RefSeq and is a predicted model, not a curated record. Bases 1 to 2736 code for a protein of 911 amino acids. Gene Ontology annotation, molecular function: protein binding.
AUGGCUCCGUCGACCACUUCCAACUCUUUGAACGGCUCCGCCGACCCCUUCAAGACCGUCGUCCGCCAUCCCAUCUAUUAUAUUCAAUCGGCUGAUCUCUCCUUCCUUAUCGGAAAUGUCCAAUUCAAAGUUCACCGUUACUUUUUCGAGCGCGAGUCGGCGUUUUACCGCGGCAAGCUCACUCUUCCAGUCUCUCCUGGAGCCAUCCGACAAGGCUCAAGCGACAAUGAGCCCAUUUUCUUCGAAGACGUGACCCCAGAAGCCUUCGAGAAGCUUUGCUGGGUCUUCUACAACCCUCGCUACUCGCUUUACGACGCAUCUGUUGAUGACUGGUCCUCCAUUCUUGGCCUCGCACACAAAUGGGGCUUCCCGCAGGUGAAGGCUCUCGCCGUGCGCGAGCUCGAGAAGAAGGACUUUGACGACAUCGACCGCAUCGUUGUCUACCACAACAACGACGUCGAUCGCAACCUCCUCAUCCCUCGAUAUGCCGCCCUCUGUGCUCGCGAGACCCCGCUCACUCUUCCUGAGGGUAUGAAACUCGGCAUGGAGACUACCCUCGCUAUCGCCAGCGCACGAGAGUACGUCCGUGCCAUCAAGCUCGCCGAUGGCAGUCGCAGCCCUAUCUCCCCAACCGUCGAAGGCGAAGAACUCGCUUCUAUGAUUCGUGACCUUUUUGGAAUACCCCCUCCCGCUCCCGCCGCGGACGCGGAUGUUACAGUUAAGGACGCGUCCAACGCGUCCUCUUCUUCAGGUGGUUUGACUGAAGUUGACGGCGAACGUGAUCCCAGCGCCAACGAUAACGACGGCUCUGCAGCAGUCGUCACUGCUUCCGCUACAGAAGCAGCAGCAGCCUCCAAAGCAAAAGGUGCGACCGCCGACACCUCCAGCGCCGGUGGAGGAGACGCCGGUGGUGACAACGCAGCCAACACCGACCCCCUUGACGUUACCAACGGUGCCCCCGCCCAUGGAGGAGACGCCAACUCCGGCGACGCCGACGCCCCUGCCGAAAAAGACACAGAAAAACCGUCGUCAGAACCUGCCAACGGAACUGACUCCCGACCUAGCUCCCCGGGCAAGGUGGAGGAGUCGGGAACGGGGGGGACGGUGGCGAACGAUCACGGUGACGAAAUCCAGUCGCAGGCGACCAAAGAAGACGAACCAAAAGAACCAGACACAUCUAAACUAAACGCAAAACAGCGCAGAGAACUUGCGAAGAAGGCGACAAAGGCAGCAAAGAGGGCGGAGGAUGAGAAGAAGAAGGCAGAACAAGAGGCGGUGGAGGCUACGCGUGCGGCGGAGAAGAGGAAGACUGAGGAGGAGGCAGCGCGCAGAGUUGAAGAGGAAGCGCAGAGGGAGGAGGAGGCGAUGCGCAAGGCGGCAGAGGAGGCCAAGCGUAAAGCUGAGGAAGAGGAGGCGGAGCGCAAGGCGGCAGAGGAGGCCAAGCGUAAAGCUGAGGAAGAGGAGGCCAAGCGCAAAGCCGAGGAAGAGGAAGCCAAACGCAAAGCCGAGGAAGAGGAAGCCAAACGCAAAGCCGAGGAAGAGGAGGCCAAACGCAAGGCCGACGAAGAAGCAGCGCGUUUGGCUGCAGAGGCUGAAGCCAAGCGCAAAGCUGAAGAAGAGGCUGAGCGCAAGGCCGCUGAAGAGGCGCGUCUCGCCGAGGAAGCGGCUGAAGCAGAGCGGAAGGCAGAAGAAGCUCAGCGUGUCGAAGAGGAGGCCAAGAAGAAGGCGGAUGAAGAGGAAGCAGAGAGGAAGCGUCUAGAGGAGGAGAGGAGGGCGGAGGAGGAGCGUUUGGCUGCAGAGGCUGCGAAAAAGGCUGAGGUGAAACGCCUCGAGGAGGAGACUGCGAGGAUGGCAGAGGAGGAACGCAAGGUGGAGGAAGUUCGUUUGGAGGCUGAGAAGGAGGAAGAGGAACGCCUAGAGGCUGCGAAAAAGGCGGAGGAGCGCUUGGCUGUUGAGGAUGCUGCGAGGAAGGCUGCGCAGGAGGCUGAAGUGGCUAAAAAGGCAGAAGAGGCUGUCGGCAAGACUGCAGACGAAGACAGAAGCACGGUCGCCGACGACACUGAGUCCGUCGCUCUUGAUGAAGAGGGUAGCUCCAAGAAGAAGAAAAAGAAGAACAGGAAGAAAAAGGGUCCUGCCGCGGCGGCCGAAGCCAAACGUGUUGAGGAGAAAGCUAGAAACGACGCCUCGGAACCUGCGACGACAGACAGCGCCGAACUCAUCAAUCUUUCAUCCCCCGCCCUGAAGAACCCUUCCGACUCUACCGAAACCGUCCAGGAUGAGCCCAAACCCGACGAGUCUUGGGGUUUUGAACUCGAGAGCUCCAAUGACUCUUCCAAGGGCACCUCAGCUACCAACUCUGUUCCUGCCGUCCCUCCCAAGUCACCCGGAAGUCAACCGAGAUCCUCCAACGCAUCUUCGAUGCCAACGGUAGCCACUCGACCUCAUGCAAUUGAGGCCGGUCCCAAAUCAGCCAGUGGGCACCCACCGUCGAGCCCAUGGGGCAAACAAUCGCCCCAGUCGCUUUCUAUCAACCCUGAAAAUAUCCCCCUUCCCGCCACCCCCAUCACCCCCACGAGACCAGGUCACAAGGGUUCCUUGAAUGACCGACUGGCCGAAUCCAUGGCCAAAGCUGCUCAGCCGACGCACAUGUCGCCGGGCAGUUUCGCUCAAAGAAAGCCACGCGACAGUAGUAGUUCUAGCUGGAGCAGUUGGCUCACGAAGUUGGCUGACGGCUAAAGCGCUCGAUGGACGCCGUCAUAUUGUGCUUUGCUCGACUCGUUUGGAUAUUUUGGUUCCUUUUCCUUUCCGGUUUUCGUUUUACUUUCGGUUUCACUUUCGCUUUGGGCUCCUUUUCGCCAUGAAUCUGACCUUCACGACCCUUUUAUGCCGACUGACCAUCAUACCCUGCUGUAGCACUCAGCUCUGCGUCUACGGUAUAUACUAACGGAUACAUCUAGGUAGCCUUAUGGUACUCUUACAUCUUGGAAUUUUCGCGCCGUCAUGGCGCUCAUGUCUUAGUAGGAUCACAUUUCAUUUUCUCUCUCUAUAGUUUACGCAUUUACGAUUUUUCAUGGACGCACGUAGAAAUGAAUCAAUCUGGGAUUGGAACGGU